This is a messenger RNA of Anopheles darlingi, 1857 nucleotides long. RefSeq names its product protein krueppel. Bases 1 to 1857 code for a protein of 618 amino acids. NCBI's taxonomy places the organism in Eukaryota, Metazoa, Arthropoda, Insecta, Diptera, Culicidae. The transcript has 2 exons. Gene Ontology annotation, cellular component: nucleus. The record is from RefSeq and is a predicted model, not a curated record.
AUGGCUUUGUCGCUGCUACAGGACGCUCAAACAGCAAGAGGAUUAGCAGCCGUCCGUACAUUGCAAGGUAUGAACCGUGACGAAGAACGUAGCCUGUCCGUAUCACCACCGCUGACCGGUCAGAGGCAGCAGCACCAGCUCGGUAUGAACCUGCAGCACAGUCCCUCGCUGUACGGUGGCUUCCAUCCGGCCACCGCUUCCGCGAUGGGCAUGUUCGCACCGCAGCUACUGGCCGCCAACCAGACGGCGGCCGCACUAAUGGCCGCCGGACUACCGAUGUCGUUGCGUGCUUCGCUCGCAACCGGACUAUUCCCGCCCCAUGCGGCUCUGUUCGGUGCUUGGGCACCACCGACACCGAACAGUAACAACAGCAGCCCACCACCACCGCAGAGCCCCAUUUCGCCCGCCCUGAGCCACAAGAGCUCGAAAUCGCUCAAGCUGGCCAACAGCGCCAUCCUGCACAACAACAACAACAACAACAAUAGUAGUAGCACCAACAAUAAUAAUAAUAACAACAACAACCACAUCGUAUCGACCACCUCGGAGAUUCUGCCCCAGCAGAAGAAGCAAACGAAGCGAAAACAUCAAGCAUCUUCACGGAAAGAGCAGCAGCAGCAGUCGGCGGCGGCGUUGUUGCAUGGCAACGGUGGCACUACCUCAUCCAGUAGCCAUUUACACCAGCAUCAUCAUCAUCUGAUGCGAUCACCGAGCCAGCACCACCACCACCAUCAGCAUCACCUUCAUCAUCACCAUACGAUCCCGGUGGACAUUCCGGGUCAGCACGAUAUGGUAAGCCCCGGGCCGAUCUCACCUCCAACGUCCGGCUCGUCGCCUCAAUCGAACGGAAGCGUCGAACUGCCGGCCACCAUAACGACCUCAUCGACGCGCGAUCCAUCCCGCGAUAAGGUGUUUACGUGUAAGAUCUGUAACCGUUCGUUCGGUUACAAGCACGUCCUGCAGAACCACGAACGGACGCACACGGGCGAGAAACCGUUCGAGUGCCCGGAGUGUCACAAGCGCUUCACGCGCGAUCACCAUCUGAAGACGCACAUGCGGCUGCAUACGGGCGAGAAGCCGUACUCCUGUACGCACUGCGACCGGCAGUUCGUGCAGGUCGCUAAUCUGCGGCGGCACCUGCGGGUACACACGGGCGAAAAACCGUACGAGUGUGAGAUGUGUGAGCAAAAGUUUAGCGAUUCGAACCAGCUGAAGGCGCACAUGCUUAGCCACAACGGGCAGAAACCGUUCCACUGUGAUAGAUGCAACUCGAGCUACCGCCGGCGGCACCAUCUGCUGCAUCACAAGUGUGGCAUUACGAGCCCACCGACACCGGCCAUCAGUCCGGCCAUGAGCGGCCUGUCGGACCAUAAGUCCGCCUGUGGAUCCGAAUCGAGCGAUAUUUCGAUGGAACUGGCCAAAGCGACCGGUGGUGGUGGUCCACUGUUGCUGCACCAGAAGUAUCCGGGAUUGACGCUUCCGCUGAACUUUGGACCGAUGCCGGACCCUCUCGGUAGUCCCGGUGGUGAUCUACUGGCACCGGCAGCACCCGGUAGCACAACGGGCACUCCAUCCGAGCAUGAUGGUGGUUCGAGUGCGGCCAUCGAUCUGCGUGCCGCCGGUAGCCGAUCCCGUACACCUCAGCAACAGAUCAUCCCGCAUCUCAUCAAGACGACGACGACGGCGUCGACGAAGACGGUUCUGCCGGAGCAGACGGAACCGGAGGAUCUUAGUAUGCACUCGCCACGAUCACCGGUUUCGAUGGAAGAACUGGAUGAGCUGGAUGAUGCCGCUACCCUUUACCUGAAGCAGCGUCAGCGGCAGCUUCUAGCGCAGCAACGUCACGGUAUGGAAUCGUAA